This is a messenger RNA of Tigriopus californicus, 1498 nucleotides long. Its product is annotated as N-acylglucosamine 2-epimerase-like. Gene Ontology annotation, biological process: carbohydrate metabolic process; N-acetylglucosamine metabolic process; N-acetylmannosamine metabolic process. The transcript is spliced from 7 exons. Gene Ontology annotation, molecular function: N-acylglucosamine 2-epimerase activity. NCBI's taxonomy places the organism in Eukaryota, Metazoa, Arthropoda, Copepoda, Harpacticoida, Harpacticidae. Bases 199 to 1422 code for a protein of 407 amino acids. The record is from RefSeq and is a predicted model, not a curated record.
GUGUUCACGUAACAUCACCAGAGAACUGUUGUCUGUCGAUGAUUUAGCUGCAUGUACAGUCUGUAAAGCAACAAGUUCUCUCGGCAGAGGACAUGAAAACAGGUUUACGACAAAGGUUACGUUGAACAAGUAGAGGAACAGCAGAAGGCAAACGAAGAUAACUUAGAUCAAAAACAAAACAUCAGUUCACACAACAAUAUGAGUUCGGCUUCGUUUAAUGUGGCUGAGGAAGCUCGGAUUUACCUGGGCAAGAUUUCGGCUGAUCUUGAUCGCACUGUCGCCUUUUGGUUGAAGAACUCGCAUGAUGAUAAAAAUGGAGGCUUUUUUACGUGUCUGACGAAGGAUGGCAAGGUUUACGACACCUCCAAGUUCGGAUGGCUCCAAGGUCGUCAAAUUUGGACCUACACUCAAUUAUAUCGAAGAUUGGAGCGCUUUCGCCUACCAGCUAUUUUGGAGGCUGCCAUUGAUGGCGGCAAGUUUUUGAUGGAAAAGUUAAAAGAUACCAAGAGCCACAAAGUGUGCUUCUCGGCCAAUGCUCAAGGUGAGCCCACAAAAAUUCAAAGGACCCUCUUUGCGGAAGUCUUUUAUGUCAUGGCCAUGUCCGGAUUGGCUAAAGUCACCAAUGAGAACAUUUACAAGCGAGAAGCAUUGGAAAUGUUCAAGCUGAUUAUCCAUUGGGCCAGAGAGGAUGAUUCCGAUUUGGGCCGACCCAAGUUACCCUCCACCGGUAAUCAUCAAAACUUGGCAGUGCCCAUGUGCAUUUUGAGUCUCGUUCACGAACUGGACGAUCUCGAUAUCCAAGAGAGCAAACUAGACAUGGACGAGAUCCGAUCCUGGGCCGUUGACCGGAUCAAAAUGCAUGUCCAGCGUCAAGGCACUCGAAUCUUGGAGAAUGUCACUCAAGAUGGCCAAGAGAUCGAUGGGUUCGAGGGACGGAAAAUGGUACCGGGUCAUGCCAUCGAAUGUGGAUGGUUUCUGUUGAAAGAAGCCCAAAAAAUGCAAUCCCACGAGCUAACCACCUUAGCCAUUCAAACCUUCAUUGAGCGUCCUUACGAGUAUGGCUGGGAUAAGAAUGAGGAAGGAUUCUUAUACUUCGUGGAUGUUGAUGAUUUGCCACCAACCAACUUGGAAUGGGACAUGAAACUAUGGUGGCCUCACAGUGAGGCCAUGAUCGCGUUCCUGAUGGCAUUUAAUACCGCUCAAAAUGCCAGUCAUUGGGAACGUUUUAAAGAAGUGACGGAUUACGCUUAUGAACACUUUGUAGAUCCAGACCAAGGUGAAUGGUUCGGUUAUCUGAAUCGAGCUGGAAAAGUCUCCUCAUCAGCCAAGGGUGGGCCAUAUAAAGGGUGUUUCCAUGUUCCCCGGGCACUUCUAAUUUGUGAGGAGAUCCUAACCAAAAUUGUUAACGAUCAUGAGGAAUGAAGUUCAUUUGAUGAAUGUUCGAAUGGUGAUGGAAAUAAACUCGAAUCGGCUUCGUAUAAGAUCGGAGGCACUUAUA